GAAUCAUCUUUCUUGAAGCUCGAGGAUCGGCACAACAACUGAUAUCGAGCAUCGACGUGCACAUCAUUCCCGACCCAUCCAAUUUCUAAGGUAGCUUUGUUGUUUGGGACAAGCAUUCAUCGAACGACGUUACGAUGCAGUCACACGAUUCGUUCCUCGCUGCAAGAAAAGAAACCCUCCGUCCGCUUUCCGAAUCCAAAACCAUGGCUUGGUGCGAAACGUGCAGCUCUCCCAUCCCUCGAAGCCCCCCCCGCCGGCGGACGGCCCUGCGAAUCUCGGCAGCGGCGAUGGUGGCCGCUGCUGCGCUGGCCCUGGCAGCGAUGGGUUGCUGCCAGGCCUUCCGGCUCGCGGCCCCCGCGUCUGUUGGCACCCGCGGGCCGUUGGUGCACCCCACCGAUCCUGCGCCGCCAAGGCAUGCUCCCGACCCCAGCGCGCCCGCUUUCCACCGCCUGUCUCCGGUGCUCUCCGCCGGGGGCGACGCGGAACCACCCAGCGGAGCCGAGAGCAAGGACGAGGCGGACGAUCGCAUCGACGUCUCCGUCGACGAGCGGCUGUACCGGGUCCGCCUGUCUCGGGCGCCCGGCAUCGAGUGGGGAACGGACCUGAGUUUUUCCUUUGUCUACGUCCGCGACAUGGAGCCCACGGGCCAGGCGUCCCUGUCGGGGCUGGUGAGCAAGGGCGACCAGCUCUGCGAGCUGAUCCCCGUCGUGAACGACGAGGACGCCCCGAGGCCGGAGGCCAUCAGCCUGCUGGGGGCGUCCUUCGACUACGUCAUGACGUCCUUUGCGGGCCUGGAAAAGACGGUCUCGGAGAUCGACCUGGUCUUCUUCAGGGGCACCAAGGACGAGCUCAAGGCCCUGUGCAACGGGGAGGCGGCCGGGACCGACGGAGACGACACCAUCACGAUCACCGUUGUCCAGAACAAGGGAUCGCCCGAGGAAAAGCUGCUGAGGCUCCGGGCUCCCCGGGGGGCGAACGUCCGCCAGUUCCUGGUCGACAACGGGAUCAACGUCUACCAGAGCGUCACCCGGUGGACCAACUGCAAGGGCAAGCAGCUCUGCGGGACCUGCAUCGUCAACAUUGCGGACGGCCUUCCCAACACCAACUGGAAGUCCAUGGACGAGGCCAGCACGCUGCGGUCCAACCCCGACAGCUACCGGCUCUCCUGCGUGACCUUUGCCCACGGGGACGUCACCGUCGAGACCUACCCCCCCGUCAACGCCGACCAGUGGACCCGGUGAGGAACGGCGGGGCGCGCUCAGCGCACCAGAAACUCGGUCCGUUGCGGUGGGUUGCUUGCUUCCGGCGUGGCAACGCGCAACGCCACGGCGCCUGGCUCCCUCCGAGCGCACAAGACCCAGCGCCCGGGGGGGGGGAUGGGGUCGUCGCACCGGAGUCUGUAUCGUGCACCGCCCGGAACGAACGGCAAUCCGCACGGGGUGCACCAAGGUGCUUCGGCGCUGGCCUUGGUGCGCAGGCGAUGCGGGAUCCGACCAACCCACGAAACGACUCUGUUGUGGCCGCAAUCGCCGUGGUCCCUUUGCGAGGAUCCUCUUCCGUUUCUAGCCAAGAAUUAUAUUGCGCUGCGCACUAGGACUACACUGGGAGUUUUUCUCUGCCCCCGGAUUCCCGGUGAGUGGGAUUCGCUCGAUACACGUAUAUGCAAAGCCCUCGGUAGCAGAAUAGCGGCAAGCGAAAGUAAAUC
Pseudo-nitzschia multistriata is the source of this 1705-nucleotide messenger RNA. The record is from the annotation of a GenBank genome assembly. Lineage: Eukaryota; Bacillariophyta; Bacillariophyceae; Bacillariales; Bacillariaceae.